Messenger RNA from Cricetulus griseus (Chinese hamster), 2954 nucleotides. The record is from RefSeq and is a predicted model, not a curated record. NCBI's taxonomy places the organism in Eukaryota, Metazoa, Chordata, Mammalia, Rodentia, Cricetidae.
CGGGCGGUCUGUGGGGAAAGCGCUUCCCCGUGUUUUCUUGGCCCCUGGACAAUCAGGCUUCUUUGGAAUUGAUCUUAGCUGUUAGUGGCUCGGCAUUACAUCUACAUUGUGCCCAGCGCGCGGCGGUAGCUGGAGACAAGUACACGUGGUCACUUGGCCUGAAAACGCCUCCCUGUAGAUUUUUCCUAAUCUGGGACACACAGCAGAACAGAGCUGAGUGCCCACUGCCACUUCGGUCCCACUCCGCAGUGCGCGCUUUAGGACCCAGUGGGAUAGCCGCGGGAUCCUGGAGUGGGCGUGGUGUCCAUUGUGACGUCAAGAGGCGGGGCUUCCUCUGGCUGGGACUGAGGGACAGAAGGACCGACUGGCGCGGUGUGGCUGGUCGGAAUGGUAACUGACUGCGCAGGGUAGUGGCGGCCAUGUGGAGGUGACAGCCUGUGGAGCGCAGAGGUGCUUGGAUUAGGUGGACGUCUGGCUGGCAUAGCGACCUCGGUGCUGGCGAUGGAAGUGGAAGGCUUGGGUUGGCUUCUGGUCCCGCUGCACCAGCUGGUUUCCUGGGUGGCCGCCGGGGCUAUGGUCUUCGGAGGGGUGGUGCCGUACAUCCCCCAGUACAGGGACAUCCGGAGGACUCAGAACGCCGACGGUUUCUCCACCCAUGUGUGCCUGGUGUUACUAGUGGCCAAUAUUUUACGGAUACUCUUCUGGUUCGGAAGGCACUUCGAGUCCCCGCUCCUGUGGCAGAGCAUAGUGAUGAUCCUGACCAUGCUGCUGAUGCUGAAGCUCUGCACUGAGGUCCGCGUGGCCAACGAGCUGAACGUUAAGCGCCGCUCCUUCUCAGCCACAGACAGUAAGGAUGAAGAACUCAAAGCCCCCCCCAGGCGGCCCUACCUGGACUUUGAUACUCACCAUUUCUGGCAUUGGAGCAGCUUUGCAGACUAUGUGCAGUGUGUCCUGGCCUUCACAGGUGUGGCAGGCUAUGUCACCUACCUGUCCAUUGACUCAGCUCUGUUUGUGGAGACGCUGGGUUUCCUGGCUGUGCUGACUGAGGCCAUGCUGGGUGUGCCACAGCUGUAUCGAAACUACCGUCACCGCUCCACGGAGGGCAUGAGCCUCAAGAUGGUACUCAUGUGGACAAGUGGUGACACCUUCAAGACAGUCUACUUCUUGCUCAAUGGUGCACCUCUCCAGUUCUCAGUCUGUGGUCUACUGCAGGUCAUGGUGGACCUGGCUAUUCUGGGGCAGGCCUAUGCCUUUGCUCAUCACCCCCAGAAGCCAGUACCUCAUGCAGUGCACCCUGUCAGUGCCAAGGCUCUCUGACAGGCAUCAAGGGAAGACAAGGACAUGUGACCAAUCAGUCAUGGGUGCUGAGCCCCAGCCUGUGCUUCUGCAUUAGGGAGGCUGGCCCUGCGCACUCCACAGAUGAACAGGCCAAGUGUGGGCAGAGAGAUGAAGUGGAGUGCUUGUCCCCAUAGCCUUCAGGUGGGGGGCCCUGGAACAGUGGAGGCUGAGCUGGCUUUGUGGUGUUUUCAAGGUGGCAGAAAAGGCAGGUGUCUUUCCUUACCUCCUUCAGAAAAACACUGGCCCGACCGUGAAAUAGGUCCAUAAAACUAAGCAAGAGGGCAGGCCCAGCAACACGCUGAGUCCCUUCCUCAGCCAGUUUCCCUCAGUGAGCCUUUUGUCUCCUAGAAGACCCUGUGGCGCUCUAGACAGUGUGUAGUCAUGGCUUCUGAUGGCUUGUCUGCCCUCCUGCUCUGUCCCACUCCCCUGUGGGUACCACGGGUGUGUCUGCUGCACCUGCUGGAGAUGGAAGGUGCUGGCCUGACACUUGUCACUCUAUUUUGCCCCUCUCUCUGCUCAUCAUGAGAUCAUGUAUGCUUGGCAGCCUUGUGCAGAACCUGGCUGGUUCCUGGGUCCAGAAUGUUCUAGAUGCUUCUACAUAAGUUUCUUCCCUUCUGCUGGGCAGAAGGUCUUCUUGUGCACACAGUGAUGCCAUCCACAGUCAGCACAAUAGCUCUGGCAGUUAUGGUGGCUCAUCAGAUGGCUAAAGAGUCCACACUGUGCCACCCUCAAGCUUCCCUCAGAUAUUCUAAGAGUGUGAGUGAGAUUUUUGCUUACUCUCUGGCCUGUAAGAUGCUUGUAAGAUGUUUAUUUUUUAAAAAUGAAGAUGUCUGUAGUGGUAAUUACCUCCAAACUAAAUGCCAUUGGUUGCAGGCCUAGUUGCUGAAUGAGCAUACUCCAUGUGGUGGUUUUAAGUCAAUCAACAGCUUGUGGGUCCAGUAGGUAGGAUAGAAUCAUAGCAGGUACACAGGGCAGGAGUGCGGUGAGAUGUAGGGUAGAGGCUGGUGAGGGUGGUACAAAUUUUUGGAGAAGGGUGACUGAUACUAGUUUGGGAAGUGGAGACUGGUACAGGCUUGCAUCAGGCUGAAAGGCUCAUGUGGCUCUUAGGGACCUUGGUCCAGGUCUGGGUGGAUGAGGGUAUCUGUCUGGCAUUUGAGGAUGUAGGCUUCUGCGAUGAAGCCAGAGAUACACUGGGAUUAUGCUUUUCCAAGCUGUUGAAGUAGAAGGUUUGGGGGACCAACCAACUCUUUUUAACUGUGAGGAAACAGAAGCUCUUGAGUGAGGCACCUUUCUGUUCUCUAGCCUGGCAGAGUGUUGGUAGACUGCAGGGUCACUGCUUGCAAUGCCGAGGCUGUGCCUCAGUAGCCUGGCAGGUGUCAGUACACACACACACACACACACACACACACACACACACACACACACACCCAAAGAUAGUCAUAGACCUUCUCCAUCAGAAGGGAGAUCCUAUUCUUCAGGCCAUAAUCACUGCCUACCGCCAGUAGCUUUCAGUAAGGCCCCUGUGUGAGCUCAGUACAGGCCCAUUUGGGACCCUUGUACCACAGGAUUUGCAAGAAUCUACUGCAAUCAAAUAAAAAGUUGCUAGCCCCUCCACA